AUGGAGGUCCGACCAGAUCGGGCAAAGGCGGUAGCGGCCAAGACACUCGGGAAAUUAUACAGGGUCCUCGAGAAGCGGCAGGAGAAUGGCGAGACCAUCGAGCUGUCGGCGGAGGGCCGGCCGGAGCUGGUGGAGGAGAAGGAGCUGCCGGUGGUGGACUGCACCUGCUUCGGCCUGCCGCGGCGCUACAUCAUCGCCAUCCUGUGCGGCCUGGGCUUCUGCAUCUCCUUCGGCAUCCGCUGCAACCUCGGCGUGGCCAUCGUCAGCAUGGUCAACAACCACACCAUCUACAAGGGGGACAAGCCCUACAUAGUGAAAGCCCAGUUUUCAUGGGACCCGGAGACAGUGGGCAUGAUCCAUGGCUCAUUCUUCUGGGGUUAUAUUGUCACACAGAUCCCAGGUGGAUUUAUUUGUCAGAAAUUUGCUGCCAACCGGGUGUUUGGCUUUGCUGUAGUUUCCACUUCCAUCCUGAACAUGCUGAUUCCUUCAGCAGCGCGGGUCCACUUUGGCUGCGUCAUCAUAGUUAGGAUAUUCCAGGGCCUUGUUGAGGGUGUGUCUUACCCAGCGUGCCAUGGUAUCUGGGCUAAAUGGGCUCCACCCCUGGAGAGAAGCCGCUUGGCUACGACAGCCUUUUGCGGUUCCUACGCGGGCGCGGUGGUGGCCAUGCCUCUGGCUGGUAUCCUGGUGCAGUAUGCUGGCUGGCCCUCGGUGUUCUAUGUGUAUGGGACCUUUGGGAUCAUGUGGUACAUCUUCUGGAUCAUGGUGUCCUAUGAGAGUCCCGCUGCCCACCCCACCAUCACGGCUGAGGAGAGGCAGUACAUAGAGGACGCCAUCGGAGACUCUGCUGGCUUCUCCAACCCACUACAGAAGUUUAAGACCCCCUGGAGGCAGUUCUUCACCUCCAUGCCUGUGUACGCCAUCAUUGUGGCCAACUUCUGCAGGAGCUGGACCUUCUACCUGCUGCUCAUCAGUCAGCCAGCGUACUUCGAGGAGGUGUUCGGCUUCGAGAUUAGCAAGGUGGGAUUGGUGUCGGCCCUACCUCACCUGGUGAUGACCAUCAUAGUGCCCAUAGGGGGGCAGCUAGCUGACUACCUGCGAGAAAACAACAUCAUGACCACCACCAACGUCCGCAAACUCAUGAACUGUGGAGGCUUUGGGUUGGAGGCCACAUUUCUGCUAGUGGUGGGGUUCUCGCAUACCAAAGGAGUGGCUAUAUCUUUCCUGGUUUUGGCUGUAGGCUUCAGUGGAUUUGCAAUAUCAGGGUUCAACGUGAACCAUCUGGACAUUGCUCCACGGUACGCCAGCAUUCUCAUGGGCAUCUCCAACGGCGUUGGCACGCUCUCGGGCAUGGUGUGUCCACUCAUUGUGGGCGCCAUGACGAAGAACAAGACGCGAGAGGAAUGGCAGUAUGUCUUUCUCAUCGCCUCACUUGUGCACUAUGGUGGUGUGAUCUUCUAUGGGAUCUUUGCGUCCGGAGAGAAGCAGCCGUGGGCCGAGCCUGAGAACAUGAGUGACGAGAAGGUGGGCAUCCUGGGAGAGGACGAGCUCGCCGACGAGACGGAGGAGCUGUACAGGACGUCCGGCGGCGGAGGCUACGGCGCCGUCAACCAGCCGGACAACCCCAACGGAGGUGGGGGAGGGGGCGGCGGGGGCGGCGGAGGAGGGGGCUGGGUGUCCGACUGGGACAAGACGGAAGAGUACGUCCAGCCCACAGGAACCAACAGCUACCUGUAUGGAGGAGACGAUGACAGGGAACUGACGUAG
Messenger RNA from Sardina pilchardus (European sardine), 1764 nucleotides. It is a transcript of the gene slc17a7b, whose product is annotated as solute carrier family 17 member 7b. The record is from RefSeq and is a predicted model, not a curated record. Gene Ontology annotation, cellular component: synaptic vesicle membrane; excitatory synapse. The transcript is spliced from 13 exons. Gene Ontology annotation, biological process: neurotransmitter loading into synaptic vesicle; synaptic transmission, glutamatergic; monoatomic anion transport. The coding region runs from base 1 to 1764 and encodes 587 amino acids. Gene Ontology annotation, molecular function: neurotransmitter transmembrane transporter activity; L-glutamate transmembrane transporter activity. Lineage: Eukaryota; Metazoa; Chordata; Actinopteri; Clupeiformes; Clupeidae.